This is a messenger RNA of Rhinichthys klamathensis goyatoka, 2496 nucleotides long. RefSeq names its product serine/threonine-protein kinase PAK 6. The record is from RefSeq and is a predicted model, not a curated record. Lineage: Eukaryota; Metazoa; Chordata; Actinopteri; Cypriniformes; Leuciscidae. Gene Ontology annotation, cellular component: cytoplasm. Gene Ontology annotation, biological process: regulation of MAPK cascade; intracellular signal transduction; protein phosphorylation. Gene Ontology annotation, molecular function: ATP binding; protein serine/threonine kinase activity. The coding region runs from base 337 to 2415 and encodes 692 amino acids. The transcript is spliced from 10 exons.
GGAGGGAGAGAGAGCGAGAGAGAUAGAGGAGGCAGGCCAGGCUGUUUUCGCAUCCUCUAGAUGUGGAUUAUACCUUGUUCUCGCCAUGGCAGCAUUACGGCACCGGUAGCAGGGGCUUCUGGGAGAUCAGAUGCGCGGGUUUGAGCAUCAUCUCUCUGAGAUGGCCGUGCACGCGUGCAGCUGGAGGCAGGGAUGCAUCGGGGUUUCUCAGGCGAACGGGAGCCUGCAGUGGGAGGCUGACUGAGUUCACACAGGCACACAGAGCCGCUUCUCAGCUGGAGAGGCUGUUACAUUCAUCAACACACAACGGCAAGGUCUCUGCUGUAGUAUCUGACAAUGUUUCGCAAAAAGAAGAAGAAGAGGCCGGAGAUUUCGGCACCGAAGAACUUUGAGCAUCGCGUUCAUACGUCGUUCGACGCGAAGCGAGGGGUCUUCGUCGGCCUUCCCACGCAAUGGCAGAGUCUAAUAGAAAACCUCCGGAGACCCAAACCGAUGGUGGACCCGUCCAGGAUAACACCGGUGGAGCUCAAACCAAAGAAGACCAUCGUGCGAGGCACUAUGAUCGGCCACGGAGACUACAUCUCAGCCAUGCUGUCCGACAUGAGCCGGCUGUCCGUCACCAGCUCCAACUCCCUGCGCAAGAGCAGCCCGUCGGCACGCAAGAGAGCGCAGUCGCUCGGCCGUCUGGGCGAAGUGAACGAGGCCGACGCCUAUCAGUACGAAGGACUGGACGAAGCCGAAUCGCACUGGGGCGACAAGUCACGAAACAUCCACAGCGAGAGCGGCACGCCGUACAUGGGCCUGAAGAAGAGCGUCACGCUUCAGCCCAACGGCGUCCUUCCCAGGGCCAAAUCCACUUAUGAGGUUAGCAUGAGCAUUUUGGAAGGGGCUCCACCCCAUCCCACCCUCCCUGCGCCUCCACCGCCCCCGUUCCCCGUCCCUCCACCGCCCCGAAACAUGUAUCUCGGGGGAGAUAUCGGGAGCCCCACUGAGAGGCUCAUGAUGAGACGAGAGUUUCCCAUCGUGUUCACACACAACCAGAGGCCCAUCACCUGCUUCUACAGCCCCACGAUGCCCAUGCAGCGUCCACACGGAGACGGCCUCACGCCGGACAUGAGGAGCGCUAACAGACUGCUGGUCCACCCGCAAAACAGCCCUGGGAGACCCUUCUCCUCAUACGACCUGAAGGCCGACGCAGCCAUGAGACACCAGCCGGGAUAUUUGCACAGCGGCACCAGCAGUCCUCUCAUGAGCGGCAGCCGGCCACACAAAACCGUCCGUUCCUCCUCCAGCUACACCAUCGGACUCUCCCCCAACAUCAGUUAUCGGCCCAGCGGUCCAGACCCCUUCAUGAGGCACUCGGGCUGCCCGAACCCAGGCCUCUACCCCCGACAGGACAGUCCGUCGCAGCCCCGGCCGUCUCCCACCGGCUCUCUGGCCAACAGUCCUCCGGGAACCUGUUCUCCUGCGUUCAGACCCCCGCUACACCCCUCGCCCCGUCCGCCACCCGACCCUCCUAAAGUCACUCACGAGCAGUUCAAGGCCGCGCUGCAGAUGGUGGUGGACAAAGGCGACCCGCGCUCGUAUCUGGAGAACUUCGUGAAGAUCGGAGAGGGGUCCACGGGAGUGGUGUGUAUCGCCCGCGAGAAACACAGCGGACGCGUGGUGGCCGUCAAGAUGAUGGACCUCAGGAGACAACAGCGCAGAGAACUGCUCUUCAACGAGGUGGUGAUUAUGAGAGAUUACCAGCACAGGAACGUGGUGGAGAUGUUUAAAAGCGCUCUGGUGGAGGAGGAACUCUGGGUAAUCAUGGAGUAUCUGCAGGGAGGAGCUUUAACAAACAUCGUGUCUGAAACCAGGCUGAGCGAGGAGCAGAUCGCGACGGUGUGUGAGGCUGUUCUGCAGGCGCUGGCGUAUCUCCACUCACAGGGUGUCAUCCACAGAGACAUCAAGAGCGACUCAAUCCUGCUCUCGCUGGACGGCCGCAUCAAGCUGUCAGACUUUGGCUUCUGCGCUCAGAUCAGUAAAGAUAUCCCGAAGAGAAAGUCUUUGGUGGGCACGCCGUAUUGGAUGGCUCCUGAGGUCAUCUCCAAGUCACCUUAUGGGACCGAGGUGGAUGUUUGGUCUCUGGGCAUCAUGGUGGUGGAGAUGGUGGAUGGAGAACCUCCGUAUUUCAGUGAAACUCCUGUGGCUGCGAUGAAGAGACUGAGAGACGAGCGGGCGCCCACCGUACGCAACGUUCAUCAGGUUUCCCCGAUGCUGAAGGACUUUCUGGACCGUAUGCUGACGCGAGACCCGCUGGAGCGCGCGAGUGCCACUGAUCUCCUGGAGCACCCGUUCCUCCUGCAGGCCAGCUCUCCUCAGUGCCUGGUGCCCCUAGUGGAGCAGUACCGCAAGCGCAUGUCCCGCUGCUGAUCCACGUCCCCCGCUAGCUCAGCGUUACGCGCCCAAGGAGACGACAACCAGGGCAAAACAGCGGCUUAUCCGGCCUGCCCG